UCAGACACGAGUGGGGUGAGAGUGUACGACAUCGAGUUCUUGUGGGCGGUGCAGCUGAGACAUGAGAUCCUGCCGAAACCUUUCGAUAAACUGUGCGGCGGUCUCGUCGUUUUCGGAGCCCAUACGACGUCUGGCCUCGUGUGGUCUUUCGUUUUGGCAGGACGGCCGUCGCGUUUGAGUUCCUCGCAAUGCUCUGUCCAAGCGAUACAGCGACUGUGAACGACCACGCAUUGAAGAUUCGCUGGAGUGGGAGCGUUUCUGAUCAGAUGA
Messenger RNA from Haemonchus placei, 270 nucleotides. Lineage: Eukaryota; Metazoa; Nematoda; Chromadorea; Rhabditida; Trichostrongylidae. The record is from the annotation of a GenBank genome assembly.